Molecule: messenger RNA, 1314 nt
Organism: Lachancea nothofagi CBS 11611
Lineage: Eukaryota; Fungi; Ascomycota; Saccharomycetes; Saccharomycetales; Saccharomycetaceae
Source: the annotation of a GenBank genome assembly
AUGGCUUCUAAAAAGACAAAGAAAGGCUCUGGAGCGGUCAAGAAGGGCAGCAAUGAAGCGAACGGAAAUUCCGGCUCCCGGGAAAGUCAUAAGACGAAUAAUAAGGCGGUCUCUUCCGAUGCUAAUGCGAAGGACUCGAAAACCUACAACUUCGUUGUACGCACAGUAUGGACCCUCAUUAUGAUUUGCGGGUUUUUUAUUACACUGGCGUCGGGCCACUUUUGGUGUGUCUUGCUGAUUCUGGCAUGCCAGAUUGCGGCGUUCAAAGAGUGCAUUCGAGUAACGGCGAUGUCGGGUCGUGAGAAGAACCUGCCGCUGACCCGAACUCUCAACUGGUACUUUCUCUUUACAACAAUCUACUACUUGGACGGACGCUCCUUGUUCCAGUUCUUCCAAUACUAUUUUAUCAACUACGGGAUUCUGAACCUGGUGGCCUCGAAUCACCUGUUCAUCUGUUAUUGUCUUUACGUGCUUGGGUUUGUCAUCUUCGUGUGCAGCCUGCGUAAGGGUCACCUCAAGUUCCAAUUCGCCUCCCUGUGUGUCACACACAUGGUGCUGUUGUUGGUGGUGUUCCAGGCUCACUUGGUGAUCAAUAACGUGUUGAACGGGCUUAUCUGGUUCCUGCUGCCAUGCGGCCUGGUUAUCGUGAACGAUAUCUUUGCGUACCUAUGCGGCAUCACAUUUGGACGUACCCAGCUUAUUGAAAUUUCGCCCAAAAAAACUUUGGAAGGAUUUUUGGGUGCCUGGUUCUUCACAGGUAUUGCAAGCAUUAUCCUUACGAGGCUUUUGACUCCAUUCACGUACAUGACCUGCCCCGUAAAGGACAUCAACACCAAUUUCUUCACGUCAUUGACGUGCGAUGUGAACCCCGUCUUCAUUCCUCAGGACUAUAGAUUGCCACCUGUUGUUUUUGAAAAGUUCGGGUUGAGCUCCAUCACCAUGAAACCUAUUUAUUUCCACGCUUUGAAUUUGGCGACAUUUGCAUCAUUGUUUGCGCCCUUUGGUGGUUUUUUCGCCUCGGGUCUAAAAAGAUCCUUCAAGGUUAAGGAUUUUGGACAAUCUAUUCCCGGACAUGGCGGUAUCACUGAUAGAGUUGACUGUCAGUUCCUUAUGGGCUCCUUCAUGAACCUUUACUAUGAAACUUUUAUCAGCGAAAAAAGGGUCACGGUGGAGACUGUUAUUUCUACUAUUCUGCUGAAUUUUAACGAACGACAAAUAGUGGAGUUGAUCAAAGUGCUCAAUGAAGUGUUGUACAGUAAUGGCUUCAUUAGUGAUAAAGCGUACAAGCAACUGACAGCCCUGUAUAAUAUUUAG